Brassica rapa (field mustard) is the source of this 1675-nucleotide messenger RNA. RefSeq names its product serine carboxypeptidase-like 10. The record is from RefSeq and is a predicted model, not a curated record. NCBI's taxonomy places the organism in Eukaryota, Viridiplantae, Streptophyta, Magnoliopsida, Brassicales, Brassicaceae. Gene Ontology annotation, biological process: proteolysis; secondary metabolic process. Gene Ontology annotation, molecular function: serine-type carboxypeptidase activity; acyltransferase activity, transferring groups other than amino-acyl groups.
UGUACUGACUACGUGCCUCAAAUGGACGGAGGAGGGUAGUAGCAAAAUGCUACCUACAGUAUAUAAAUUCAUUUUAUUCCGUAAAUGACUCAAUAUUUAGAAAUUAAAAGAGAAUGAGUUUGACACUAAAGCUUUAUCUUCUACUCCUACUUGUCUGGAGUCAUCAUGUUGAUUGUGCCUCCAUCGUCAAGUUUCUUCCCGGUUUUGAAGGCCCUCUUCCGUUCGAGCUUGAAACAGGGUACAUCGGCAUUGGUGAGGAAGAGGAAGUGCAAUUGUUCUACUACUUCAUCAAAUCCGAGAAGAAUCCAAAAGAAGAUCCUCUCCUUAUUUGGUUAAACGGAGGACCUGGAUGCUCUUCUCUCGAAGGCCUUUUUUUUGAGAAUGGACCUGUGGGUCUGAAGUUUGAGGUUUACAAUGGAAGUCUAGUUUCUUUGGUCUCUUCUACAUAUUCAUGGACACAGGUGGCGAACAUAAUAUACUUGGAUCAACCUGUUGGAGCUGGCUUCUCCUACUCAAGAACUCCACUUGAUAAAACUAGUGACACAAAUGAAGCAAAGAUGAUCCAUCAGUUUCUUCAAAAGUGGCUAAGCAAGCAUCCACAGUUUCUCUCCAACUCGUUUUACGUUUCCGGAGAUUCUUAUUCUGGCAAGACUAUUCCAGCACUCGUUCAAGAAAUCUCAAAAGGUAUGCAAUUAUAUAUGAUAUUGUAUCUGUAUUGUAUCUGUUUUAACAAUAUUGGCACUAUGAUUCAUGCAGGAAAUUAUAUAUGUUGUAAACCUCCCAUUAAUCUACAGGGUUAUGUGCUGGGAAACCCAGUAACACAUCCUGAAAUUGACGAAAACUAUCGUAUUCCAUUUUCACAUGGAAUGUCAUUAAUCUCUGAUGAACUCUACGAGUCAUUGAAGAGAAAUUGCAAAGGAAAUUAUAGAAAUGUGGAUCCACGUAACACAAAAUGUUUGAAACUUGUUGAAGAAUACCAUAAGUGCACUGACAAAAUAAACACACAACAUAUAUUAUUACCAGAUUGCGAUGACAAAAGUAAUUCAUCAAAUACAUCUCCUGAUUGUUAUUAUUAUCUAUAUUAUCUCAUUGAAUGUUGGGCCAACAACGAGAGAGUUCGCGAAGCUCUUCAUGUUGAAAAGGGGACUAAAGGACAUUGGCAGCGAUGUAACUGGACUAUUCCAUACAAUCAAGACAUUAUAAGCAGCGUACCUUAUCAUAUGAAUAACAGCAUCAGCGGAUAUCGAUCUCUUAUUUAUAGUGGUGAUCAUGACAUCACGAUGACAUUCCAAGGAACUCAAGCUUGGAUCAAAUCUCUGAAUUACUCCAUCAUUGAUGACUGGAGGCCAUGGAUGAUAGAAGCUCAAAUCGCUGGAUACACGAGAACUUAUUCCAAUAAGAUGACAUAUGCUACCAUCAAAGGAGGUGGACACACAGCAGAGUAUAAACCAAACGAGACAUUUAUCAUGUUCCAAAGGUGGAUCAGUGGCCAUACUUUGUAAAAGAGACUAAUGGCCUUGGAAGCACACUUUUUGGAUUGCUAAAUGUAUUAUUGAAUGAAAAAAAUUAAACUUCUUGAUCGUAAAGUUUGUUACAUGGUUCACUAUAUAUACAUUUGUUUAGUAAAAAGAAGCUAAACCAAAUAAUAACCAUUAAUAUAAACCAGAUUAUACCA